AUGGAGAGGUGGGAUCCAGUCGCCGGCUGCGGGGCUGCGGGGUCCGCGGCGGCCUCGGCUCCCGCCCGGCGCCCCGCGGGGCCCCACCGCCGCCCGGCUCGGGCCGCGCCGCGGCCGCCUCCGGAGCCCGCGGGGAGCCCGGCGGGCGGGAGAGCCCGGAAGGAGCCCGGGGCGCCGAGGCCCCCGCCGGCGCCCACGGCUCCCGCCCUCCCGCCGCCGCGCCCGGCCUGCUCGGGCGCCUGCAGCCCGCGGUUCCGAGGCGCCUGGGUCUGCAACGCGAGCGCCUCCCUGCAGCCCCGCGCGCGGAGCCCGGCAGCGCCUAACGGACUCCAGCGGCGGCCGGGCCGCCCGCCGCCUCCUGCGCCGCAGCCUCCGGGUUCGGGACCAGGAGACUGCGGCCCCACGCCGACCCUAGCCCAGGGCAGCUCGGUGCCUGCAGCAGUGCCUGCCGCAGGGUCUGCAGCAGCAGGACGCAGAGGCCAGCCCCGCACAGGGCCCAGGAAGAAGACUGUCCUGCCUCCUUGGCUGCUCGGUCACUCCAGCCCUGGUACAAGGAUGGGGAACUCGUUGCUGCAAAUUUCCACCAAGCUCUUCAAGCUACCUGAACCCUCUCUGAAAGUGCGAGUGGCUGCGUCGGGCGGUGGUGGCUCCGAGGAAGAGGCCGGUGCUGGCUGCGGUCUGGGUACCCACUCUGGGUGGAACCCGGAGGUAGUAACGUUGUCUAUAUAUACCCUGUAGAACCGAAUUUGUGUGGUA
Molecule: messenger RNA, 756 nt
Organism: Nyctereutes procyonoides (raccoon dog)
Lineage: Eukaryota; Metazoa; Chordata; Mammalia; Carnivora; Canidae
Product: translation initiation factor IF-2-like
Exons: 5
Coding region: 1-738 (245 amino acids)
Source: RefSeq, a predicted model, not a curated record